AUGGAUUCGUUGGAAUUGUUAAAUCUAAACAGACAAUAAGAUUUAAAAAUCUCUAAUCAAAUACAAUUGCCUUCAGAAUUUAAAAUGUAAACACGCAAUAAUUCUUAAACUAACUUAAACUAGAAUUCUAAUUAGAGUAGAUAAAAUACUAUUGUUAGUCGUCAAAAUUCUUAAAUGAGUCAAAGAAAAUAAAUCAAAGAUAAUGGAUACCAUAGGAUUGCUUAUUAAUAAUAAAUUAAAAAAAAUGGAAUAACAUUAAAACGAAAAAGAUCAGUUUCAUCGAUAUCUAGUACAUCUUCAAUGCAAUAAUCAUUUCUUAAAAUGGAAGAAAAGAUGAGGAAAUUCAAAAUUAAUCAUCCUGAAAUUAUAGAUCAAAAAUAUAUGAUUUCUGGAUAUUUAGAACUAUGCAAAGAUUAUAAAAAUUUAGUUCUUACAAUUAGAAAAUAUGGAUAAGAUUUAGAUGCAGUCUUAAAAUUUGGAUUAAAUGAAUUAAAAGAAGAUAACAUAAACAAGAUUGAUUAAUUCUUUGAAAAUCAUUCAAAUUUACUAUCAACUAAAGUUGAUGAUUAUUUUAAAAUUAAAGAAUGUUUCUAUAGAUUUUUAAGAAUGAGAAUAUAAGUAUAUAAAAUUAUUAUUUUAGGAACCUUAUUAUUAUAGAGUAAAGAAGAAAAUUCAUCUUAUUGAAAAGCAAAACAAUAUUUUUGAAACUUUUAGAAUUUAUUUAGAAUCAUUUAAAUUUAUAAAUAAAGAUGGUUUUCAUUAUUUUAGAGAAGAUUUAGAAAUUAUGAAAAGUUUUAAAAGCCCUCCAAUUCAACAAUCUUUUGGGGAACUUUUUAAUGAGAAAAUUGAGAGACUUAGAGAAUAAAUGGAUAAAACAUAAGAAUUAAAAGAAGGUUAAGUAUUAAGUUAAAUAUUUGAUCAUAAAAUUUAAUAAAUUUAAAGUUGGAAGUAAUUGAUAAUAAAAUUAGCAUAUUUUUAAUAUAUUUUCAACAUAAAAUAUCUAUUGAAUACAAAUACAAAAACAAAGAAAAUAAUUAAAAGUAAAAAACUAUAUGAUUAAUUAUUUUAACUUUUAGAAGAAGCCGAUUAAUUUUUAAUUGAAAAUUUUUCAAUAAGUUAAGUUUAUUAAGAAUAGAUAUCUGAAUUUAAAUGUAAUUUUAAUGAAAUAAAAUAAUAAAUUAUUGAAUGGAAUGUUAAACUUAGAGAGAAUAAAUUUUAUAAUACAAUUUUAACAAUAGUAAAAUAAAACUUAUCACUUAAACGUGUAAAUUAAUAUUUAGAAACUAUAAAAUUAGUAUAAAUUUUUUUAAUUUAUAGAUAAGAGAAUAAGAAGAUUAUGAUUAAAGAAAUGAAGCAAAAGCAACAGAUUUAAUAGUAAAGACAAAGUUAUAAUUACAGAGUAAUGCUCAAAUCAUACAAUAGAUAAAGAAUUGUGAUUAAAUAAAGGAUGACGAAUUUAUUCAAAAGUAGUUUAAUAAAUUUGUUAUCUUAAAGGAUUAUUUUUAGAAUUUAAAGAAUGAGUUUGAAAUUUGA
This is a messenger RNA of Paramecium sonneborni, 1533 nucleotides long. The record is from the annotation of a GenBank genome assembly. NCBI's taxonomy places the organism in Eukaryota, Ciliophora, Oligohymenophorea, Peniculida, Parameciidae.